This is a messenger RNA of Paecilomyces variotii, 649 nucleotides long. RefSeq lists its product as hypothetical. NCBI's taxonomy places the organism in Eukaryota, Fungi, Ascomycota, Eurotiomycetes, Eurotiales, Thermoascaceae. The record is from RefSeq and is a predicted model, not a curated record. The transcript is spliced from 2 exons. The coding region runs from base 226 to 594 and encodes 122 amino acids.
UCUUAUGAUCCCUCGGCCAUUGUGUGCUAAAUUAUCGGAUUGUUCCAUGGAACCGGUGUAGCACGAUUUCUGCUGACCUUGGCCCUGCCUAUACUAUAAAUCCGCUGCUGAGAACAGACACUGUCUGUUCGGAAGAUGGUGUUUUCGUGAUCCGUUUAUUUUGGAUCGAAGGGUCUUCGACCAUUUCUGCUUGUCAUUCCGUUGUCAACUCUGACCUUUUCAAAUAUGGCGUUCUUCGAAGGUUCUCUUACUCGAAUUGCAUGGAAAAAUCAGUUUCCCUACGUCAUAGCGCUUGUUAUACUCGUGUCAUUGGUUUUGCGCCCUAAUCGCAUCCCGGGUUGGUUUGUCCUAUGUGUCAUGUUACAGCUCCAAGUCGAGCUUGUUUUGAUGUGCUGGUUGGGUUCGUUUUCUUUACAAAUAACCAAUAUAUCCCCCUCUGGCUUGCCACGUUCUGUUGUCUUUGUGUUUAUUACUUUUCGUGAUCUCUGUUCUUUUUGUCCUCUCGGGAUAACCAAAAUGGCGCACAAUCAUCACUGUCAUCAUUUAUCGUCUUCCUUGGGAAUUCUCUUGAAGAACUCGCAGGAAUCCAAAUAAAACAGCUGGCUAGGAGAGCCAAUACACAUACAAAGGAUCCAUGGAGAACCCGGAC